Messenger RNA from Colletotrichum graminicola M1.001, 1533 nucleotides. RefSeq lists its product as uncharacterized. The coding region runs from base 1 to 1533 and encodes 510 amino acids. The transcript has 5 exons. The record is from RefSeq and is a predicted model, not a curated record. NCBI's taxonomy places the organism in Eukaryota, Fungi, Ascomycota, Sordariomycetes, Glomerellales, Glomerellaceae.
AUGCCAGUCAAAACCCCACUACGUACAUUCUCGCCCGAUGCCACCGAGGAGCACGAUGAGGCCGCGAAAGACCUGCUGGACGUGUACAGGUCAGUGAACACUCUGGCCGCUGGCAUGAGCCUAGAAGGACCUUGCCUGACCGCGCGUUUCCUCCAGCCCGGAGAGUUCGGGUAUGAAGUCCGACUGUCGUGGCCCAAGAACAAUGACAGGAAACGUGCGAUCACCGGGAUAUCUCCACUGGCGGUCAAGUGCCCCAGUCGCCGAUUCGACCUCUUCGUCAACACAACUUCGCAGGAUGUAGAGCUAUACCGCAAUGCCCCGUUGCCGACACAGCCUCUUCAGCCGGCCCAGCCCGGUCCAAGUUUGUCGAUGCAGCCUCCGUCAGAUAGAAGCCAUGCAGAUUUGAUCCAGCACUUCCAAAGCACCGCUUACCUCUCGUUGGCCACAUUCACUGCGACGAAUUCUCAGAUGCGAGAGACACUCAUGCGCAUGGCCCGGGCCCGCGAUACCGCCGCGCGCCUCGCGCUUCACUCCGCGAUGCUCGCCUUCUCGCUGCACCGUGACGGGCUCCACCAGCAGACGGCACAGCUCAAAAUACCAGCACUUCGGUUCCUGUCGGCUUCUACGAGAGGAGGGACGUUAAGCUCGGCCGAGGCUGCUCGGCAUGCGGCAGCAUUGAUGCUCCUUGGUGCUUUCGAGAUCUUCCUACCGUCAGAAAGCUCGGGCGAGUGGCUUUGGUACGUCUGGGGGGCCAUGAAAAUCACCCAGGCGGCCAGGCUCAAAGACUACUCCGACCAAAGCGAUGUCCGCCACCUUCUCGACUGGGUUCACUUCCAUAACACGCUUUCCCAUUUCCCGAUACAUCACUGGCGUCACAGGCCAUUGCCUCCUGGGGCGGCAGCCGCGCAGCCUUGCAGCCCCGGACAAGAGUUUCGGCCUCCGUCCUUGCAGACGUACAGAAUAGAAAUGCCGGCCCCUAAUGUCACGCACGCAGUCCUGAACCUGCUAUCUGAAGUCUGCGAAAGGCUACUAGACCCGUGGGACCCGAAGGGCCGCGACGCGGACUACCACGCCAACCUCAGAGCGCUCGAGAGGAGAGCCGAGAGCCUCCACCUGCACUACGGGGCCGAGGAGGACGCCGACAUCGUAUACGGCGCAGAAAUAUGGCGGAUCGCCACGCGGGUCUACCUCGCGCGGGCUUCGCAGAACCGAUGGGAACAGUCCGCCGACCUGGACUCUAUGAUCGACGCGCAGUUCGUCCGGAUCACCACCUUUUACUCCUGCAGGCACUUCUUUCCCAUGUUCAUUCUCGCCUGCGAGGCGCGCACGGACGAGCGACGCGCGGCCGUCAUCGGUCUGAUUGACAGGACGGAGAGAAGCGCACGCACGAGAAGCCUGAAAGGUCUGAGGAACCUCGUCCAAUCUAUCUGGGUGCAGCAGGACCUCCACGCAGACAGAGAUCUGCUGGUGAACUACCAUGGCAUCAUCAGCACUGUGGUCAGCUCCGGCACUACACCUUCAUCCUUUGUGUAG